This is a messenger RNA of Penicillium nucicola, 789 nucleotides long. RefSeq names its product NAD(P)-binding protein. Gene Ontology annotation, cellular component: membrane. The record is from RefSeq and is a predicted model, not a curated record. NCBI's taxonomy places the organism in Eukaryota, Fungi, Ascomycota, Eurotiomycetes, Eurotiales, Aspergillaceae. The coding region runs from base 1 to 789 and encodes 262 amino acids. The transcript has a single exon.
AUGCCUCUUUCUUUUUCUUGUGUUCUCGUUACUGGUGGCGGAGGUGGAUUAGGCAAGGCCAUAGCAGAAUACCUACUGAAGGAAGGCAAGAAGGUCAUCAUUGCUGGACGAACCGAAAACACUCUACGCGAGACCGCGAAAGAAAUCGGUGCUACCGAUUACUUUGUCCUCGACACUGGAAAAAUCGAUCAAAUAUCUUCAUUCGUGGACAGCAUCAUCACGAAAUAUCCAGAGCUCGACUGUUUAAUCAAUAACGCCGGCGUUCAACGCCCCCUUGAAGUGUUACGACAAGAGCCUACGGACUUUUUGCAAAGUGCCGAUGAAGAGAUCGACAUUAACAUUCGUGGCCCGAUGCACUUGACCCUUCGCCUACUCGAACACUUCAAGAGUAAGCAGCAAGGUGCAACUAUUAUCAAUGUGUCGUCGAUCCUUGCAUUUGUUCCCUUCGCGAUUAUCAAUCCAGUCUACAAUGGCACAAAAGCGUGGCUUCAUUUCUGGUCAAUGGCCCUUCGUUCCCAGUUAUCCCGCGGCGGAUACGAAAAGAUCAAUGUGGUCGAGGUCGCGCCUCCUUCUGUCGCGACAAAUCUGCAUCGUGAUCGGGAUGAUCCUGACGAUAACAAAAAGCACAAAAACCCCAACGUCUUAUCGGUGGAGGAGUUUAUGGACUUCUUCUCUACUGGGUUAGAGCGCGGAGACACCAUGAUUGCACCCGGAAUGAGCCAGGAUAUCUCAGACAAGUGGCAUGAGGGAUUUGGAACCAUGUAUCAAAAACUGUCUGGUGGACCCUGA